CGCUACGUCACAUCCUGACGCACACUUUCAGUUCCUCGGCUGCAGCGGAUCAACUGUCCCUCGCUCCCCGGGUUUGUGUCCCUCUUCUCCCGCAACAAACACCCUCCUGUGCGCCUCCGGCUCGGACUGCGGCUAACAUGGCGGCGCUAAUCAAAGGCGUGGAGCAGGUUUCCGUGGGUCAGUUGUACGUGUCGGACAAAUGCGGCAGCGACCAGGACGGAGACGGCUCGGAGCAGAAACCCUUCAAAACUCCUCUGGGGGCUCUGUUGUCCGUUGGGAAGGAGCCGUUUCCCACCAUUUAUGUGGACUCGCAAAAAGAGGAUGAGCGUUGGGCGGUGAUCUCAAAGACGCAGAUGAAGAGCGCUAAAAAGGCCUUUGGCCGUGAGCAGCUGAAGAGUGAUGCCAAAGACCAGAAGGAGGCUGAGGACACCGAGAGGAGAGAUAAGAACCUGGAAGAAGCCAAGAAGAUCGUCAUUCAGAAAGACCCGAGUCUCCCUGAGCCUGAAGCGGUUAAAAUUCGUCAUCUGGAGCCAAAGAGAGGUCAAAGGGUCAAAGUGUUUGGAUGGAUUCAUCGCCUGAGGAGACAAGGGAAGAACCUGAUGUUCAUUGUGCUGAGAGACGGAACUGGUUUCCUCCAGUGUGUCCUCAACGAUAAACUGUGCCAGUGCUACAACGGCCUGGUGCUGUCCACCGAGAGCACGGUGGCUCUGUACGGGACCAUCACCCCCGUUCCUGAGGGCAAGCAGGCGCCCGGGGGCCACGAGCUGCACUGUGACUUCUGGGAGCUGAUUGGCUUAGCUCCAGCCGGCGGCACCGACAACCUGGUGAACGAAGAGUCGGACGUGGACGUCCAGCUGAACAACCGACACAUGAUGCUCAGAGGAGAGAACGUGUCCAAGAUCCUCCGAGUGCGCUCCACCGUCACCCAGUGCUUCAGGGACCACUUCUUCCACAGCGGCUACCACGAGAUCUUUCCUCCGACCCUGGUGCAGACUCAGGUGGAGGGCGGCUCCACGCUGUUCAACCUGGACUACUUUGGCGAGCAGGCGUUCCUGACGCAGUCCUCCCAGCUCUACCUGGAGACCUGCAUACCCGCCCUGGGAGACAGCUUCUCCAUCGCCCAGUCGUACCGAGCCGAGCAGUCCCGCACCCGCAGGCACUUGUCCGAGUACACUCACAUCGAGGCGGAGUGUCCCUUCAUCUCGUUCGAGGACCUGCUGACCAGGCUGGAGGAGCUGGUGUGUGACGUGGUGGACCGAGUGCUCAAGUCCCCGGCUGGACAGCUGGUCUACGACAUCAACCCGGACUUCAAACCGCCCAAGAGGCCGUUCAGGAGGAUGGACUACACUGACGCCAUCAAGUGGCUCAAAGAGCACGACGUCAAGAAGGACGACGGCACCUACUACGAGUUCGGAGAGGACAUCCCUGAGGCUCCAGAGAGGCUGAUGACAGACGCCAUCAACGAGACCAUCCUGCUCUGUCGUUUCCCAACGGAGAUCAAGUCCUUCUACAUGAUGCGCUGCCCCGAGGACCGGCGCCUCACUGAGUCGGUCGACAUGUUGAUGCCAAACGUGGGUGAGAUUGUCGGAGGCUCGAUGCGUAUCUGGGACUCUGAGGAGCUGCUGGAGGGAUACAAGAGGGAGGGAAUCGACCCCACCCCAUACUACUGGUACACUGACCAGAGGAAGUACGGCACUUGUCCUCACGGCGGCUACGGUCUGGGUCUGGAGCGUUUCCUCACCUGGAUGCUGAACAGACAUCACAUCAGAGACGUCUGCUUGUAUCCUCGCUUCAUCCAGCGCUGCCGCCCCUGAGCGCACACACACAUUCUGUGGUUGGAUGUGGCUCGUGCAGAUGAAUCCCAAAAAAAAAAAUCCAAAUAACGAUCUAUUUCUGCUAAACUUUGCCUCUUCUCCGUUUCGUCGUCGCUCGUUCUGACUUGAAACGUGAAUCUGACCAUUUCCUGCCUCUGCUGAUGCUCAUUGGCUGAUAUUUAUCCUGCCAUAAACACGGCUGUAUCCUGUCAUCACACAGAGUCUGCAAGUCCGAGAAAACAUAGAAAAACGUCCCCUGUGGUCUUCAGUGCUGCUGAAUAAUAGAUUGAAUGUAUAUUUUGUUAAUAUAAUCCGGAGGAAUUUGCGAAAAAAAGGACUUAAAAAUUCAAUUAACCUGCAGAAUCGUUCAUUUUUAGCUUAAUGUUUGCAAAUUUUGGAAUUUGCAGUAAAAUAAUUCUUCAUCAAUCGAGUUCUGUCUGAUGCAGAAAAUUGCACAAAUGAAGAAUCAGCAAGAAGCGGAAAAUAAUGUUCACGAAGAAAACACUGAAUUUGUCUGUUUUGUUGUUGGUAAAUCGUUUUGGUUCAGAUUCACAGAAUAAGGAAGUAAUUCUGUGUCAAACAUUUCAAAAUCACAAGAUCAAGAAUAACAAACUGUGCUGUCACACGAUCACCGUCCCAGCCCUCGUGGUUCAGUUUGUCUCAGAUCAAACUUUAAUCACGACGAUGCUUUCACGUGUCAGGGAACCACAGCUCAAAUUAAACUGCUUCACCUGUGAUUGUCUCUGUUCUGCUCUUCACCUGGAAAACUCAAUAAACUGAACCUGAUUCAAA
Platichthys flesus (European flounder) is the source of this 2606-nucleotide messenger RNA. It is a transcript of the gene nars1, whose product is annotated as asparaginyl-tRNA synthetase 1. The record is from RefSeq and is a predicted model, not a curated record. Gene Ontology annotation, molecular function: nucleic acid binding; ATP binding; asparagine-tRNA ligase activity. Lineage: Eukaryota; Metazoa; Chordata; Actinopteri; Pleuronectiformes; Pleuronectidae. The transcript is spliced from 15 exons. Gene Ontology annotation, cellular component: cytoplasm. Bases 138 to 1814 code for a protein of 558 amino acids. Gene Ontology annotation, biological process: asparaginyl-tRNA aminoacylation.